Molecule: messenger RNA, 1035 nt
Organism: Colletotrichum karsti
Lineage: Eukaryota; Fungi; Ascomycota; Sordariomycetes; Glomerellales; Glomerellaceae
Product: short-chain dehydrogenase
Exons: 1
Coding region: 1-1035 (344 amino acids)
Source: RefSeq, a predicted model, not a curated record
AUGUCAAGAUACGCCGCCGUCCACCAGAACCCGCAAGGCGCGGGUGACUCGCGCCCAACGGCCCUCCAAAUCGUUGAAGACGAAGGCCUCGUAGGAAAGCUGACGGACAAGGUCAUCUUCGUCACCGGCGCGAACCAGGGGCUCGGCCUCGAGACAGCCCGCGCUCUCCACGCAACCGGUGCCACGGUCUACCUGGGCGUCAGAGACCUCACCCGCGGCCAGAAAGCCAUCGACGAUAUCAAGGCCACCAACUCGGACAGCAAGGGCGCUCUGCAUCUCAUCGAGAUUUCCCUCGACUCCCUCAGCUCGGUGCGCAAGGCAGCCGAGGACUUCCUGGCUAAGAGCAAGCAACUCAACAUCCUCCUCAACAACGCGGGCGUCAUGUCCAAGACGAAGGAGAAGACCGUGGACGGGUUCGAGAAGAACUUCGGGACGAAUCACCUGGGCCACUUUCUCCUGUUCCAGCUGCUUAAGCCCGCUCUCCUAGCGUCCUCCACUCCUGAAUUUCACUCUCGAGUGGUCGCCGUCUCUUCUCAGGUUCAUCGCGUCAGCGAGAUUCGCUUCGAUGAUUACAACCUCGACAAUGUGGUGUACGACCAAAUGUUAGCCUACGGCCAAUCUAAGACUGCGAACAUCUACUUCGCAAACGAGAUAGAAAGGCGAUUUGGCGGAAAGGGUCUUCACGCGUUCUCUCUCCACCCCGGCACCAUCGUCACGAACAUGAGUCAAGACGCUUUCGUCACCGGCAAGGACCAGCUCAAGGCCAUGAUGGGAGAAAUGUUUGAGCCGAUGAUGAGGAACAUGAAGAGUGCGCCGCAGGGCGCCGCGACUUCUGUCUAUGCGGCGUUGAGCAAAGACUGGGAAGGGAAGGGAGGUAAGUACCUGAACGACUGCGCGGAAGCGGCGGCUGGCAAGCCGGACAGCCCACCGCUGUCAAUGGACAACGGGUAUGCUACGUGGGCUUAUGAUCAGGAGAAGGCGGACAGAUUGUGGAAGGAGUCGAACAAGAUGGUCGGACUGGACGAGAGCGCUUAG